Messenger RNA from Fibroporia radiculosa, 933 nucleotides. RefSeq lists its product as uncharacterized. The transcript has 4 exons. NCBI's taxonomy places the organism in Eukaryota, Fungi, Basidiomycota, Agaricomycetes, Polyporales, Fibroporiaceae. The coding region runs from base 1 to 933 and encodes 310 amino acids. The record is from RefSeq and is a predicted model, not a curated record.
AUGCUCACCACGUCUCUCCGCCGACACGCUGGCCAACUCCGCCCACGUCGCUACGUCUCGCGCCGUUUCGCUUCGACAUCACCAGAGUCCACACCAGCACCCUCGUCUUACUUCAGAUAUUUUCGUACAUUCUCAGCACUUACCACCGUCGCGGUCGGCUCGUACCUGUACGGCUCGCUGAACCCGCCGACGCUCGCGACAUACAUCUCUCCGCGCACGGCGCCUCCGCCUCUGCGUGCAGACGACCCCAAGCACAUUGCCUACGUUGCCGGGCUGGAGGAGACGCUGCAGAGCCUUCCACUCUUGACUGCGCAUCGAGCAAAGGAAGGAUAUGGAGAGUGGUAUGAGGCUCGGCCGUACCUGAAAGUACCAGAGGAGGAAAGAGUGAACACGCUGACCGGCGGGGCAUUGCACGGCCCCGGGAAGCUCGCGAUACCGUCGCUCGUUAGGUCGAAGCGGGAUAACAGCGAGGCGAUGGUGUUUGUGCACGUCGGCCGGGCGCUGUGUGGACAUGAGGGGAUCAUACACGGCGGCCUGUUGGCGACGCUGCUGGAUGAGACUCUCGGACGGCAGGCGAGUGCUCGGCGGCAUCCAUACAGGGCACUCCUCAACUUGCCAGAAAAGAUUGGCGUCACGGCUUAUCUUCAUCUGAACUACCGUGCACCCACUCGCGCAGAUCAGUUCAUUGUCAUUAAAACACGUCUUAUUGAAAUAAGCGGCCGGAAAGCGAAGGUAGCGGGAGUGAUUGAGGACAUGCAAGGGACUGUUCUCGCGGAAGCAGAGGCCCUGUUCAUACAGCCGAAGUACGCGAAGCUACUUGAUAGCAAGAGGCUCCGUGAGUUGAUGGGUGAGCCCGAUGAUAUGCAGGAGCCUGUCAAGGUCCCUCUUCCCAUGCAGGGCGGCGCUCCAUCGCUUGGCGAUGUGAAGGCCUAA